CUAUAGCUCGGCUCAUCGCCGCCGCGGCUGACGGUCAAGAGCGACAUCUCCGUGGCAUCGGGGACGACGUGGACGUUCGGUGGUAAGGGGUUCGAGCGCUGAACGAGAGAAUGUGGGCCCGAUCGCUCGGUGUGCCCGUCCUGCUGGGCUACUUGGUUCUGGCUGCCCUCGGCAGGAUCUCCGCCUCCUACGUCCCGGGCGGGGACAUCAUGUACGUGGAGGUCGAGGACACGCCGCGGGUUAAGUGGCUCGUCGACGAUAAGGACAACGAGAUCGAGGACGUUAACGGCGCCCGAGUCAAGAGGAACUACAAGCAGCCACGAGCCAUCGAGGAUUUUUACGAGAGGUUUCAGUCUGAUACUUGCCAGAGGCAGUUGAAGAGACUCUGCGAGAUCCAGGAUAAGAAGAUGGACGAUCUCUUCUUCCUGGAGUGCAUUCAGACGUUAAAGCCGAAUGAAAUAACCACCAUCGAAGACUCCUGCCAACAUUCUAUCUACAAUUACAUUAGAGAAGCCACUUCCAAUGAAAAUAUAUUAAAGAUGACAAAAGAGGAAUGCAGCGAUUCAUUGGACGUGCUAAAAUGUCCAAUGACGAGUCCAGGCUCCUACUUGUUGUGCUUAGUCGAUAAAAGGGAUAAAAUAGCGGAUCUACAGUGUUCUGACUUUAUUCAGAAACUGGACUGGGUAGUGAAUGACUUUAAGAUUAUUAUUGCAUCGUUUAUUCCAGAAUGUCAGAACGACGUUAAUAGAUUUCAGUGCGGUAGAAUUCAGCCUUACAAAGAUAUUCUGCAAGGGCAAACGUUGGCAUGCUUACAGCAACAUAUUAAUAAAUUAGAAAUAGCUUGUAAGAAGCAAAUUCUACGCGUUACGGAAAUACAAGCUGACAAUAUUAAAUUAGAUCGUCAAUUGUAUUUUGCCUGUGUGCAAGAUCACAAGAAGUUCUGUUCCAAUAUGCGAUCAGGCACGGGUCAAGUUUAUAAGUGCUUGAUUCAACAUAAAAUGGAUAGAUCGAUGACCAAGGCUUGUCAGGAGCAGUUAGUCAGAAGAGAAAAAUUAAUUGCUUCAGAUUAUAAAGUCAGCAGGAGCUUGGCUAAAACUUGUAAAGAGGAUAUAAAAACCUAUCGCUGUCGCAGAAACGUGUCGGAAGAUAAAAAUAUAAGGCUCGCGCAAAUAUUGCUGUGUCUGGAGUCUGCGGUAAAGAACGGUAGUAAAGUGGCUAGCGAGUGUCAAGUGGAAAUGUUCGAUCAUAGAAAAAUACUAAUGGAAGAUUACAGACUAUCGCCUGAAAUAGUAAAUAACUGCGCGAAUGACAUACAAAUGUUUUGUAACAAUUUAGAGGUUGGUGGAGCCACGAUCCAUUGCUUAAUGGAGUACACUAGAGUGCGUAAAAGAAAGGGCAGAGUCUCUCCAAUAUGCCAAAGAGCCUUAGAGGAUUUAAUAAAAGAAACCGAUGCUGGCGAAGAUUGGAGAAUAGAUUCCGUUCUGAGAGAAGCUUGCCAAUCCGUCGUGGAUGUAGCUUGCAAAGAUGUCCAAGGAGGAAAUGCAAGGAUAAUAUCCUGCUUGAUGGAUAAAUUGGCGACCGAUCGAAUGACAGAGUCAUGCGAAACAGCGCUCAUUCAAAUUCAAUAUUUUGUCGCUAGGGAUUAUAAAUUGGAUCCCUUGUUGUACAGAGCAUGUAAAGCAGAUGCGGUGCAUCUAUGUCAUGCAAAAAAUGCAUGGGCCAGUGAUGGCACUCAAAUGGAUGUGGAAAGAGGUCCACUCGUUCUUCCUUGUUUGUAUAGAUAUGCGUAUCAUCCACAAAAAGACAUGGCGCUAAAGAAAGAAUGCUUAGAUGAGAUAAGAAGAGUAAUGCGGCAGAGGGCGGUAAAUGUUGAUUUACAGCCUGAAAUUGAGGAAGUUUGUUUGGACGACUUGGCAUCCUUUUGCUUCGAUAAGACUGCCAAAGGGGAGGAAAUUUUAUGUUUACAAGAUAAAUUUGACAGUUUAAAUCAAAAUUGUAAAUUAGCCGUUGGAAAUUUCACUGAAGAACAGGCUGAAAGAGUCGAGCUGAAUCCUAUUAUUACAACAGCUUGUCACCAUAUUAUGGAGAGGCACUGUGGGGAUAUUCUCAAAUAUGGUAAAGACGAAGGAGAUAUGAUGGAGUGUUUGAUCGAGCAUAAAAAUGAUUUCGAUACUCGUACAGACGCUAAAUGCAAAGCCACAGUCGAGCAUUUCCAAUUAAUAUCACUCAAGAAUUACCAUUUCACAUUUAAGUUUAAAGAAGCUUGCCGACCAAUGGUCGUACGAUGGUGUUCGUACGCCAACACCAAGUCGGUGGUAAUUAAUUGUCUGAGCGACAUUGUACAAAAGGAUAUAAUACAAGAUUCUCAACCUAGAAUUUCAAGGGAAUGUAGACAACAGCUUAAAGCUCAAUUAUAUCAACGCAGAGAAAAUAUUAAGUUUGACCCUAAAUUAUAUAAAACAUGUUCCGAAGAAAUAAAGCAUCUUUGUUAUAAUGUUGAACCUGGCAACUCACAGGUGUUGGAGUGCUUGGCGUCGAAUAAACCAAAAUUAGGGGAAAAUUGCCACUCGCAAGUAUUUAAAGUAAGGAAACAAGAAUUUCAAGACAGUUCGAGUGAUUUUGCUCUUCUAAACGCUUGUCACUCUAUGGUUAGACAGUUUUGUUACGACAUUGAUCGAUCAAAGGCAUUAUAUUGUUUAAAGAGAUACAAGGAUGAACCUAUGUUCGAUGAUAAGUGUAGAACAUUUGUCAUUAACAGAAUGGUUGAACAAAACACCGAUUAUAGGUUUAACGCAGCUUUACAGACGGCUUGUUCAUUAGACAUUAACAGGCAUUGUAAACAACAAUUGAUAAAUCAGACUGCGAAUAAAGAAUUAGAAGGUAAAGUUAUUGCGUGUUUAAAAAUUAAAUUUAAGGAAUCUAAGCUAACGAUUAAAUGUGAGCAUCAAAUGACAAAUAUAUUAAGAGAAGCAGCUCUCAACUAUCAUCUUAAUCCUUUGAUUGUAGCACUAUGUGCUUAUGAGAUCGAAAAAAUAUGUAAAUCCGAUGAGAAUAGUUCACCGGGAAAAGUCGAAGAGUGUCUAAAGAAUCAAUUUACGCUCGAUAAUAAAGAGAUGAAGGAAGCUUGUCGCGUGCAAGUGGCAGAAAUGAUCGAAGAAUCUAAAGCAGAUAUCAACUUUGAUCCACUUUUACAAAAAGCCUGUGCCGUGGAUGUUAGCAAAUAUUGCAAUAUGGUGCCACAAGGAGCUGGAAGACAUAUCAAAUGUCUACAGAAUAUCCUACAGGAUGAAAAGAGAUCGUUAGAACCAGAUUGUUAUAAAAUGUUAACUAGUAGAAUCGAAAUGUUUAAGAAUGCAGAUAAGUUGAUUGCCCCAAAAACAAUUGAAGAGCUGUAUGAUUCGGUGAAUCGUUCACCGGCCAAGAGAUACUUUUUAAUCUUGACCUUCACAGCGAUUGGAUUUAUUUUCAUUAUGGGUCUGUCUUGCGGUCGGGUAUCACGUCGACCAAUGAUGAUGAAAAACAAAUGAUCAGCGAUAUGUCAAUUCUUAGAAGAAAUUCAUGUGAAACAGAUGAGCGUUUGGCAGUUGCAAUCCUUAUGUGUCCGCAAGCCUUGCGAUUUGUUAAGAUUUGUUUUACAAUCGACGUGUCAAAGCAACAAAUACAA
This is a messenger RNA of Ceratosolen solmsi marchali, 3664 nucleotides long. RefSeq names its product Golgi apparatus protein 1 (gene Glg1). Gene Ontology annotation, cellular component: Golgi membrane. Lineage: Eukaryota; Metazoa; Arthropoda; Insecta; Hymenoptera; Agaonidae. Bases 111 to 3527 code for a protein of 1138 amino acids. The transcript has 13 exons. Gene Ontology annotation, molecular function: fibroblast growth factor binding. The record is from RefSeq and is a predicted model, not a curated record.